Cetraspora pellucida is the source of this 669-nucleotide messenger RNA. The record is from the annotation of a GenBank genome assembly. NCBI's taxonomy places the organism in Eukaryota, Fungi, Glomeromycota, Glomeromycetes, Diversisporales, Gigasporaceae.
AUGAUGAAAGUUAAGAAAAAAUGGAUUGGAGUUUAUACUAGUAGAAUUAUGCACUUUGGUGCAAUGAUGACACAAUACGUUGAGGGUGCACACUCAGCAAUUAAACAUGCACUUGAGACUUCUGGAAUCUUAACAAAGGCUUUUAAUCAUUUAAACAGUGACAAGAGUCGAUUGGUACUACUCUUAGGAAAAGUAGCUCAAUUUGCUUUAAAUCAUAUUAAAAAUAAACUUAUAAAAGCAACUACCUAUAAGGCCUGUCUGUGUAAGUUACAAGUUAAUUACAACAUACCAUGUAAACAUAUGCUUCCAACAUCAGGUUUUGUAUUUCUAUCUAUAAUUCCAACAAGAUGGUUAUUAUUUUCUGAUAAAGAUCGACUAAAAUCUAAUAGGAAAAUGAAAAGUUCAACUAAUUUAGCAUCUAAUUCUGAUGAACUUCAACAAAAAUCAGCUCUUUUAGAAAAACUUAAUGGGAUUUUGGCAGUUCCUGUAACUAACCUUUCUGAAGUUAAAGUUUCAGAAAAAAUUGUAGGAAAAGAUCAAAAACUGAAAGUUCUAUUAAGUUCUCAAAUCCCUGUUGAUGAUAUAGACCAGAUUUAUAAUCUAAAAAGUGAUGGUAAUUGUGGAUUCCGAUCACUUGCAUUUGCUAUUAGAGGAAAUGAGAAAAAUUAG